UCUCUGUCGAGGGGCCGGAAAAGGAUGAAGUUUGGCAGUAAAUUACCACUACUGAAGCCAGUAACUAUCUGCGACUAGGUAGAAGAAGAGCUUGAAAACAUGCUUGUCGUGGCAGAGUGGGAGUGCAUCACCGUGCAGCUCGUCUUAAUGCAGUACCUAGGUAGAGUAAAGGUAACAAGCACUGUGGGGGUUCAUGGCUGACUUCCAUUCCCUGCCUAACUUCGCAAGUAUCCUGUGAACUUUAGGUAAAUUACUCGUCCUCUCCUCUCCUCUCCUCCCAACAGCUCCCUCUCCUUCAGAUCUUGGGUACUGAAUUCGGAUCUUCAGCCCAUCCCACCAUUCCAUCCCAUCACAUCCUUCUACGCCCGCCUGCUGUUACUCGCUCGUCUCUUCGCCUCCAGGCCCCUUACGAUAGGUUGCUGCUGUGUACUGUAGGGUAAGGAAUCGGCGGACGGCGAGGUUGGAUCCUAGUACCCCGCCUGCCACUGCCACUGCCACUGCAACACCACGGAAGCAAGAUGGGCUAGAAGCCAUUAUUGCCAACCACGAUUUGCAGCACUCAGAGCACUCAGAGCAAACUGGGCUAACGAGUUGAGGCGACCCAGCUUAAACUUACCUGCCCUCGCUGCCCUCCCUACCUAUGGGAAGCUCCCGACGGUUCCAAACCUCAGUUGGCCGGGCUUGGUUGUUGUGCUACCCUAGGCGAUGCGGCUGCGAUCACGAUACUUAUACUCUCGGCUUCAACAGGCAGCUUCGCUUCGAGCUUCUAACUUAAUUACAGUAAUUUACAAUAUCAAUUACCUUAGGGAAGAGUCAGGGUUAGAGUCAGGUCCAAAGCAACAACGGGACUCGGACCAGAUCUACACCUUCACCUUCACUUCCAUUACGGCCAUCUUUUCCCCUUGGCCACUCAGCUCUGCUCACCGCAACUAGACUUCCUCACUACCUACCCUCUACCUUACCAACCUGCCCUCCCACCGCCUUGCCUUGCCUUGCCUUGCCUUGCUUUUCUUGGUGCCUCCUGGUGCCUGAUCUCGGAUUGCCUUACUGGUAAUGCCACUCACUAUCUUACCUCCUUUCACACCGACCGCUCUAGCCGCAAGUCUCGAGUUACUCCCACUCCCACUCCCACGGUUCUCACGAUAAUCCCUCCAUACUAAGGAAAAGCAUCCAGCCUCGCUAGUCUUCUCGAGUCACCAAUCUCGUGCAUGUGCCUGCGCCUGCCUGGCUGAGUCUGACUCUUCAACUAGGUAGAGGCAGGCUUCCGGCGCUCUAAUUAUCACCAUACCUUAUACUUCCAUACCCUCUUCAUCGAAAAGGGUAGCUUUUCUCAAGCUCAAGCAGUCCCAAAAUUCCGAGUACUUGAAGCGCCAUAUCAGAUUCGUCGCCGCGUUGCUGUCCGACCCACCGGUACGAGUAAACGGUGCAUAGAUACCUUAGCUGCUCUGCGCUGCGCUGCGCUGCGCUGCACUGCACUGCACUGCACGCAAACUUUCUGCAGCUCACAUCUGCGUCCUCGCCAGUCGGGGGUCGCCUGCAGUGUCUGCACCAUGCAGUCCCAAGCUGCGACGUUAUUGUCACCUAUUGGAUAUAGUAACAACAGAUGCGGCUAUUGCUGCAAUAAAUCAGGAAGCUUCUCGUACUAUGUAACCACUACUUCCUUGACUGCAAAGUUCUACCAAUCUCUCCUUGACCGCGGCUGGAGGAGAUCUGGAACCCUGUUGUACAAACCGGACCAAUCUGCAUCUUGUUGUCCACAUUAUACAAUCAGACUAGACUCCGACCAAUUCCAUGCCUCGAAAGACCAACGACAAGUCCAGAACCGGUUCAACAAGUAUAUUCUGGGAGAUACCUACAUCAAAGAGGCUGCCAGGCGUCAUCCACUAUCACGCGAGCAAGCCAAGAAGCGUAACAAGGACUUCAACGUUGCGGAGCGUGUUCAUGAGUGCGAAAAAGAGCAGGUGAAAGUGCCGCCUGAGCCUGCCCAUACCUUGACUGUCACGCUUGAACCAGAUAACUUCACGGAGGAGAAGUACAUUUUGUUUGAGAAUUAUCAGCGCGUUGUGCAUCACGAGCCGCCUCAAAAGAUCACCAAGCACGGCUUCAAAAAUUUCCUCUGCUCCUCGCCACUUCCUAGAAGCGAAGAAGUCUUUGAUGAGGGGCGGGUACGGCGACUCGGAUCGUACCACCAGUGCUAUCGGAUUGACGGCAAGCUCGUUGCUAUCGGCGUGCUCGAUCUCCUCCCACAAUGUGUGAGUGCCGUCUACUUCAUGUACCACGAGUCGGUCCAUGAACACGGCUUUGGUAAGCUUGGGGCUAUGAGAGAGAUUGUCUUAGCCAAGGAGCAAGGAUAUCGAUGGUGGUAUGCAGGUUUUUACAUACACAGUUGCAUUAAGAUGCGAUACAAAGGAGAUUUUUCUCCACAGUAUAUGCUAGAUCCAGAUUCUUAUGCUUGGGAUCCCCUCGAUACCGAAUUGAAGAAGAAACUGGACAAGACGAAAUUCUUUAGUCUAUCACGCGAACGAUCUGGUCUCGUUGAAGACUUGUCAAACACAACGAAGCAGCCGCCGCAUAUCACAGACACCCCAAACGAAGCCAAUAUGGUUGACGACUCCGAUGAAGAUGAUCCUCCACUCUCAGACCCAGACACGCCUUUAUUUGCACGCUCCAUACCUGGAAUUCUCACCAUAGAUCAGCUUCAGCAUCAAGUUGACUUGGACAGCAUCAAUAUUCAAGUGAGAGGCCUGCGAGCCGAAGCUCAGCAGCUUCUCUGCUGGGACACAAGCGACAUAAACAGCUCGAGCUCCAUAAAAUGUAUUAUCGCAGAGCUUGCUGCGGCGGUCGGCCCUUCGUUGGCAAAAGAAAUGGUUGUCAGCUUUCGUUGA
Molecule: messenger RNA, 2885 nt
Organism: Cadophora gregata
Lineage: Eukaryota; Fungi; Ascomycota; Leotiomycetes; Helotiales; Ploettnerulaceae
Gene: ATE1
Product: Arginyl-tRNA--protein transferase 1
Exons: 5
Coding region: 1551-2885 (444 amino acids)
Biological process (GO): protein arginylation
Cellular component (GO): cytoplasm
Molecular function (GO): arginyl-tRNA--protein transferase activity
Source: RefSeq, a predicted model, not a curated record